AAAAAUAAAAUUGCAUCCUGUAGAAGAUAAUCCUGUUGAGACAGUGUCAGUUCUAAGCCCAGAGGAUCUUGAGGCAAUCAAGGAUCCAGGUUCUAUAACAAAUCAGAUUGCACUUUUGGAAACUCAAUGUCAUGAAAUGAAACCAAAUCUUGGUGCCAUUGCAGAGUAUAAAAAAAAGGAAGAAUUAUAUUUGCAAAGAGUAGCAGAGUUGGACAAAAUUACUUCUGAAAGAGAUAAUUUUAGACAAGCAUAUGAAGAUCUUCGAAAACAAAGACUGAAUGAAUUUAUGGCAGGUUUUUAUGUAAUAACAAAUAAAUUAAAGGAAAACUACCAGAUGCUUACUUUGGGAGGGGAUGCUGAGCUAGAGCUUGUGGAUAGUUUGGAUCCCUUUUCAGAAGGAAUCCGGUUCAGUGUUCGACCACCUAAGAACAGUUGGAAGAAGAUCUUUAACCUUUCAGGAGGAGAGAAAACCCUUAGUUCAUUGGCCUUAGUGUUUGCUCUUCACCACUACAAACCCACUCCCCUCUACUUCAUGGAUGAGAUCGAUGCAGCCCUGGAUUUUAAAAAUGUGUCCAUUGUUGCAUUUUACAUAUAUGAACAAACAAAAAAUGCCCAGUUCAUAAUAAUUUCUCUUCGGAAUAAUAUGUUUGAGAUCUCAGAUAGACUUAUUGGAAUUUAUAAAACAUACAAUAUUACAAAAAGUGUAGCUGUGAACCCAAAAGAAAUUGCAUCUAAAGGACUUGGCUGAACUUGUAUAUAUUGAAGAUUCUUCAAAUUUACCUAGAUUUAGUAUUUCUAGGUUUCUAACUGUAAAGAAUUGUAAGGUGUAUAAAGUACCUUUUCCUUUAAGUUGUAUGACAAGUGGUUUCUGUUUUAUUAGUGAUAAUGUCUAAAAAAUUGUAUCCAGUUCUGUAUCAUAAAAAUGAGUCUAGCUGAA
Molecule: messenger RNA, 937 nt
Organism: Peromyscus californicus insignis
Lineage: Eukaryota; Metazoa; Chordata; Mammalia; Rodentia; Cricetidae
Product: structural maintenance of chromosomes protein 4-like
Exons: 2
Coding region: 137-748 (203 amino acids)
Biological process (GO): mitotic chromosome condensation
Source: RefSeq, a predicted model, not a curated record